ACAAACGACGUAAAAGGAUAAUAGCGCCGUCCAACGGUUGGUUGGGCCAAGUAAAGGUAUAUAGUCAGAGACCCCCGGAAAGUUCUAGUAGGCCCCUCUGGAAUCCUAUAGGUCCCUUCGUUGAUUGCUGAUCUAAAAUACUUGGAGAAUCUCUUGAAGAAAAACUGAAGUUCCUUCAGGAAAAAUAAAGCAGGAAACAGCCUCCCAAUCCUGUCUCAGACUAUUGAAGACGGAGAAAAAUGCGGUGACGAGGAAAGCUGAAAAAACAGCUACAACAGUAUUUAUCGGGCGGUAGGCUACGUGGUCGUGGGAAUAUAUAUCAAGGUGUAUUAUGCCCUAUCCAAUCUGUGGUGGACCUAAGAGAGAGCACCAGAGGGGAGAGUGAGGGGUGCUGGGAAGCACACUCACACUGCUUCCUCCUUGCACCUGCUGCAUCAUGGGUAACGUCGGUGGAAAGGACGGCCAUGGCCCUACAGGUUCCCUACAUGAACGGUCUCAUUUAGAUCUGUUCCAAACUCCUCCCUCUUCCCUCUCUGAUUCUGACCUGGCUCCAGCCGCGGCUCAGCUGCUGCAGCAGGGGACACCGUCCUCCGGGGCCACCCGGGGCAUCGUCUGCCAGGGUGGAGCCUCCCCCAUUUCCAAAUGGAGACACACACUGUCCGUCCCCCCAGAAUGUGCCGUGAUUAGCGUGGAAAGCAGUGUGUCUCCGCAGGGGACUGGGAUUGAGAUGGAAGGUGGAAGGCAGACAGUACGGUGCUCUAACAGCCACACCAGCAGCCCUGUGUCUCCAGGCCAGCAGCCUCAGUUUGAGGGUAGCCCUUUGGAGCAUAGCUGGCAGGAGCGGGACAGUGGGAUGGAGCCCCAUGCAAGGCCAGAGCGAGCUGGGGAGGAGAUGGCCCUGGCACUGUUUAGCCUUUUGGAACAUCACAGGUCUGCACUGGAGCUCAGUCCGGGCCUGGACGCACCAGCAGGAGCAGCCGAGCUGCUGAGGCUGUUGCUGGUGGAGAGAGAGGAGCUGGUCGAGGAGGUGCGCAAUUUGAAGGACACACUGAGGACUGAGCGAGCUGAGUGGCUCCAGUUCCAGUGUGAUCUACAGGUGGCAGUGUCUGUGGCCGACCGGCUGCGCGUGGAAGCGGAAGAGACUCUAGGCACGCUCAGAGAGAGCCAUGGGAAUGUGGCGGGCCAGCUGGACCAGGCCCAGUGCAGACAGCAGGACACGGACAGGGAGCUGGAGAGCCUGAGAGCUGAACACAGAGAGGCCUGUCACAGAUUGUCUGCUCUCACCAUGGAGCACCAACAGACUAGGGCUGAGCUGGACACACGGAGACACACGCUCAGGGAGAGCGAGAGGGACUCACUGAGGGAAAGAGAGAAGGACUCACACAGAGAGAUAGAGGGAAGAGACACGGAGGAGAGGCCGGAGGGAGAAGACACUAGUGAAGACAUAAGCACGAUGGAGGCACUGGAUGGGAAGAAAAGAGAGGAUUCAGAAAGAGAAGUGGAAGGAGAGAAAAGGGUGAAGAGUGAGGGAGAGGAUGUUAACAUGGGAGGGCAGUUUCCAAAGGAGCUUGUUAGAGGAGGGGAGAACUUGCUCAAAGUGAAGGGGGUGGCGGCGGCAUACCUACGGAAUUUGGCAGCUGGGGAGAAGGGGUGUGGCUUGAGAGAUUCACCGAGGAUUGUGGUGAUGUCAGAGCGUUCCAGGAGCCUCUCUCGACUUCCCCUGCCCACUGACUCUCUCCCUGCACAGAAUGGUAGCUCCCAGACCACUACCAGUACAACACUGCCUCUCUGCAAGAAAGAAGAGCCAGCCAAAGGGAAAAGGAUGGACCGCAUACUGCAACGACAGGACAGCUGGUCCAGCUUCUAUACAAUUACCGUGCUCUUGACUAAUUGCUCAUGUCUGGCAGAAAAACAGGAGGAGGACCAGAACGCAGACCCAUUGUUCAGACCUCAGGAUGGUUUCAGCAUGCUGCUGCGACGUCAUGGAGGCUCCAGGCGGAACUCACUCCUGCGUUGGUGUCAAAGCCGCACCCAGGGCUAUAAGAAUAUUGAGAUCACCAACUUCAGUAGCAGUUGGGAGGAUGGUCUGGCUUUCUGUGCUGUGUACCACACCUAUCUGCCCACACACAUCCCCUACAGUAGUCUCAGCACAGGAGACAAGAGCGAGAACCUGGAUCUAGCCUUCCAGACAGGGGAGAGUGUUGGAAUCCCAGCCACUUUGGUGAGACCCACAUUUAAACUAACUGGGCUAACUACUGGGAAUUUCACCUGCAUAUUACUCGUACUAACACGUCACCAUGAACAUGGAACACAGCUGUUGGGAAAAUACGACCGUGGAGGAGAUGCUGAGACCAGGUGGGCCCGACUGGCAGAGGGUCCUGGGGUAUGUUGAAAACAUGUUUCGUCACUUUGAGAUGUAAGGUAAUUUCCCUUCUGGGUUCCAUACCAAACACUACGUCUAACUGGUCUGCCACCACCAGUCUGCUUAUUUUUGUUGCAUCAUGAACUGGACUCUGAGUGAUAUACCACUAGGGGGAUUAGGACUACUGUUGGAACGGAAUUCUGCUUCAGCCUCACUCUUUGUGAAAAGAGGCUCCUGCUGCUGGCCAUUGGUUGUAGGUGCACUGUGGAUGGAGCUACUGUGAACUGGGUCGAUCUUGAUUUCAGAAAGCGCUGACCAUGGGGGUUUUGGGCUGAGAGCUGUUUUUUUUUGGUAAAUACAAAGUGAUUGCACUGAAUGAGGAGCCAUUGGAAAUGACCACAAGGAGCACCAUAAAUUAGGAAAUUGUGGAUAUGGGAAGGAUGUUACUAUUUGCACCAGGAAAAAUUAACAAUGACUUCAAGUUCAUCACUUAGGGUUCUACUGCUGUUCACUCUGUUGUGCACUUAUUUGGAUGCCUUUAAAUUUUUAUCAACAAUAUGAAGUCUGUCACAAGUUUUUAACUGGAAGAUUUGAAUGUUAUAGACACGCUCUCCCCAUGUAUCUGAUUUUAUACCCUUAGAAAACUCUAUCCCGUUGUGAUAUUAAUGUAGCCAGAAGUAGUAUUUUAAUGUCUGUAUACACCCCAAUUCAAAGCAGAAAAAAGGUCCGGACAACUUGAAUGAGUUCAUUCAAUGGCAUUGUGUGCAUCACAAAUGCGAUCAACCAAGAGUGACUGCCUUUGAAAAAUGUGUGUACUGUGCUGUCUAGCUAGUAAUAUUUUUAAUGUAUGUUUUGUUUGUAAAAAAAUUUAAGUAAAUGUUUUAAAUGUAGUAUGCAAACAGAAGUGCCAUAGGGUGGACUAUCCAACAGAGGGACUUGUCUCCUGUUAUGGAGUAUGGGAAUGAACUGUGUCAUGAGGUUUUGUCUGAUAAUAGGAGCAACAAUGAGGCCAUAUAAGUACUGGAUCCUACAAUGUUUGCUUGUCUUUGUGAUUGAGGGAGAAUGUGAGAAAUAAGAGUGAUGUAUUGUAUGUGUCUCAAGUAUAAAUUGAGACACAGGGGCCCUCCCUAAACAGUUUUACUGUGACAAUGGUAAUGUACGAGAAUGAUAAAUGACUAACAGUUGCCAAAGCGUUACUGCCAUAAUAAAGGUUGUUUUAAUCUGUU
Messenger RNA from Salvelinus namaycush (lake trout), 3588 nucleotides. RefSeq names its product cytospin-A-like. Gene Ontology annotation, molecular function: protein binding. The transcript is spliced from 13 exons. The record is from RefSeq and is a predicted model, not a curated record. The coding region runs from base 437 to 2392 and encodes 651 amino acids. Lineage: Eukaryota; Metazoa; Chordata; Actinopteri; Salmoniformes; Salmonidae.